AUGUCCAACACCCCUGAUUUGGCCGACUAUAUAACUUCUUAUGCGGGUUUAAUCUCUCUCGCUGUCGUAUCUAUUUAUUGUGGGAGCCUUGCAUCCAUCCCGGAGUCGAAGAAAAAGACUGAAACAUCUGAUGAGGAAGGCACCGACGGAGAGGAAGAAGAGGAACAUGUUGAAGAAAUUAGACUAGAGGACGCGUAUUGGUUCCCCGUUCUAGGCUCGAUCGUGCUUCUCAGUCUUUAUUUAAUCAUCAAGUACAUAAGUGUUUAUUGGAUCAACACCUUUCUGCAAAUCUAUCUAUCUCUGGCCACCGCAGCAUCCACGUGGAAGAUGGUGACAGUCGCUCAGGGUUUAGAUGCGCCCAUCAAGAUCUUGUGGCCAAAGUCUAAAUUCUUCACCGACGAAUAUGG
Messenger RNA from Acaulospora colombiana, 407 nucleotides. Lineage: Eukaryota; Fungi; Glomeromycota; Glomeromycetes; Diversisporales; Acaulosporaceae. The record is from the annotation of a GenBank genome assembly.